GGAAGAAAGAAGUGCACCAGCAUAGUAAAAAAUGUAUUGGCAAAAGAAGAAAAAGACAAUUUAGUAAAAAAAUUAAAAGUAAACAAAUUUUCCAUAAUGGUCGAUGAGAGCACAGACAGUAUGUGCAGCGAUGGUGCCAGUGUAAUGAUCGGACAGCAUAAUUCUUUUGCAUUAAGAUUAAUUAGGGACAUACCAAAUGCUAUAGUUGUAAAGUGCAUCUGUCAUUCUGCAGCAAUUAUUGCAAGUAAGGCUUGUUUAACGCUACCCAGAGGACCUGAGGAUCUUUUGCGGCAAAUCGGCGAAGAAGCAGCAUUCUAA
Anastrepha ludens (Mexican fruit fly) is the source of this 318-nucleotide messenger RNA. RefSeq lists its product as uncharacterized. The record is from RefSeq and is a predicted model, not a curated record. The annotation marks the transcript as partial. The transcript is spliced from 3 exons. Lineage: Eukaryota; Metazoa; Arthropoda; Insecta; Diptera; Tephritidae.